This is a messenger RNA of Hylaeus anthracinus, 1027 nucleotides long. RefSeq lists its product as uncharacterized. Gene Ontology annotation, cellular component: transcription regulator complex; nucleus. The coding region runs from base 189 to 1001 and encodes 270 amino acids. The record is from RefSeq and is a predicted model, not a curated record. The transcript has 2 exons. NCBI's taxonomy places the organism in Eukaryota, Metazoa, Arthropoda, Insecta, Hymenoptera, Colletidae. Gene Ontology annotation, biological process: regulation of transcription by RNA polymerase II.
AGUUUAGGUUACUAGUGUAUAACUAACCGAACCGAAUCGAGGAUUCAGUUCGAGUGCAGCACAGACCGAACAUUCGGUUUUUUAUCUCGAGUGUUACGUUUUAUAAUCGUUCGUAUCGUGAUUUAUAGUUUUGUUCAUAAAUUUAUUUUACAAAAGAGUAGCUGUGUUACAUGUAGCAGCUGGAAGCGAUGGACGACAAGGAACUAAUUUUAAAUGUGAAGGAGCAAGAUGCGCUUUAUGAUAAUAAUGCCACCGAUUACUACAAUCUACUAAUGCGAGAUAAUAUAUGGGAGAAAAUUGGAGCGAAAAUGGGAGUAGCAGGUAAAAGAUGUAAAGCAAGGUGGGGUUAUCUGAGGGAUCUCUACAUGAAGUCUCGAAAGACCAGAAGAUUGAAACUUGCGCAUGGUAAUUUCACGUCUAAACCAUGGAAAUACGAAGCAGAGAUGGAAUUCCUGAAUCCGUUUCUUGGCCUGACGAAAACAAAUCAGUUUAUUCGCAACAGGAAUCUGGGAAUGCAUCGUAGGACUAGUUCACCGCUUCCUGAAGAAAUUACACAGGAUAUAGAUCCAGAAAAUACUUCUUCGUCACCUUUGCCAUUAGAUACUGCUGCGUCACCACCGUUAUCAUUAAAUCAUGCUUCUGCUUCUCAUUCACCGAUCCAGAAUUCAAGGUAUACAUUCAGGAAAUCAGAGACAGCUAACGCUGCGACAUACAUGCACAAUUUUUCAAACAGACAAGCUCUAUCUUGCGAUGCUUUGAUGAAGUACUUCGAAGCAGUCGCAGAAACAGUCAGAGGAUUUUCACCCAUGCUUCAAGUGAAAGUAAAGUCAGAAAUAUCAAAGAUAGUUCACCAAGCAGAGAUGGAACAUAUUCAGCAAAUGGAAUUCGAACCUUGCCUGCAGUCCGAACAGGAUUUGACACAGAUGCAAUUUUCUUCCAGUAACACUGGUCAUUUGCAAUAUUCAUUCGAUUCUUGUAUGAAACAGGAGCAACCCGGAUGAGCGCGAUAGAACUUGAUUUUGGGAAA